This is a messenger RNA of Astrephomene gubernaculifera, 4697 nucleotides long. NCBI's taxonomy places the organism in Eukaryota, Viridiplantae, Chlorophyta, Chlorophyceae, Chlamydomonadales, Astrephomenaceae. The record is from the annotation of a GenBank genome assembly.
CAGGCCGGGAGGCCGGGGUCGAUCAUGCGGCUGCGGAGGCGGUGAUGUCGCUGCUGGAGUCCAACGGUUUCGCCGUUGCAGAUAACCGCCGGCUCGCCAACUACUUUUGGUGCAAGGUGUCGUACGAGGGACAGUACCACACCAGCCGUCUAGUGGGCGUGUCGGGCGGGCUGGUGCGCUGGGAUGAGACGUUCGUGAUCGCCGCACUGCGACCCGUACGACCCGCGCCGCUGGAGAUCGAGCUGUACGGCAGCAACGACAGCAAGUCCCGCGGCAAGGUGGUGUGCUCGCUGUCCGUGCCGCUGUGCGACCUGGUGGAGCUAGCGCACCAGCAGCACCUCGCACAACUGCAGCGACAUCACCACAACCACCAACAUCCUAACCACCACCAGCACCUUGAUCGUCACGUCCCGCGCCACCUGCCGGAGUCGGUGCCAGGCCCGCAGCUGCCGCAGCCGCAGCCACUGCAACAGCAGCAGCAACCGUCUGAUGCGGCACAACCAGGACAGGGGCAGGGGCAUCAGGCACAGGCCCCGGCAGGGCGUGGAGGUACCCUGGGCGGCGGUACGGCAGCAGCCGCGGCAUCCCGCUUGCUGGGUGCGCUUAAGUCGCCUUUCACAGCCGCCCUCGGCACCGGGGCAGUACCCGCUGCUGCUGCUGCUGCCGCCACGGCCUCCUCGGGUGUGGCUGCUGCAGCUGUGUUUGGACCGCCGCCGCCUCCGUCAAUCCCGCCGUACAAUCCGGAUACCUGGCCUCGUGGAAAGGUCGUAGUCACGGCACGCAUGGGCGGCCAGGGCGGAGGUCAUUCCUCCACAGUAGCGACGUCAGUAACAGUGACCCAUGGGUCUCUGCCGACGUCUAGUGGGCUUGCUGCGGUUGCUCUUGGCGGUGGCGGGUGCGGAGCCCAGGCUGGUCACACAGCAGCUGCGGCUGGUCACGCAGCGGCGCGGGAGUGUCGUUUCGAACUUGAAGUUGAGGUGGUGGAUGCCGACCCACGGGCCGCUGCAAACGCCACACAAUUGCUUCCAUGGGCACCUCGAGAUGCUCACCCGCCCUCCUCUUCUUCAGGCUCCUCCUCUUCCCAACGGCACCCCCACCACCACCAUCAACAACAACAGCAGCAACACACAUCGCUACCGUUCUUGCCUUCGCCGCUACAACAGCAGCAGCAGCAGCAGCAGCAGCAGCAGCAGCUAACACUGACGGAGCCCGGCAGCAGCACGGGUGUGACAGUGACACGUCAGGGCUCCCUGGACAGCUUCACAACGGCUGCGGUGGAGGGUGGCGAUGGUAGUGAUGGCAGCAGCAGCGGUAGCGGCGACAGUGACGAUGACAGCCGGCCCGAGAGCCCUCCCAGGAGUCCUGUUGGGGGCAGCAGCGGCGGCAGUGGCGAGGGUGGUGGGCGCAGCGGUGGCGGUGUGGAGGGUGUGCGGAGUCCGGAAGAGGGAGGCAGCGCCCCGGGCGGGAUCCUCAGCCUGGGUGCCAGCGACGUCCCUCACCCCCCCGGACCCAGCGACGCUCCCCAGCCCCCCACAUCCACCUCCUCACAUCAGCAGCCUGUGCAGCUCACCCGACAGCCCUCCCCUCCGCUACCCGGCGAGGAGGACUGCUGGCUGCCGCCACACCCCAACAAGCAACCCGGCGGCGGCGGCGCGGCGCCGACCCGUACACCUGCCGUACGACAUGACGGCGCGCUGGCGGCGGCGACGCCGACGCCAGGUCCCGGCCUCUGCUCCGCCGCCGCCCUCGCCGCUAGCGCCUGCGCCACGCUGUCCCUCGUUUGCCAUGACCUAUCCCUGGAACUUCCGCCGCCGCCGGAGGCGCCUAGCGGCGGAGGCGGAGGCGGUGGCGGCGGCGGGCUCAGCGGCAUUGGCGGCGGCGGCGGCGGGCCGCAAGCGCAGUACUCUGCCGCCGUCAGCUCGCUGGUGCAGGGGGACUACUACCUGGCACUCCGCUGCGGUAGCGUGUGGGUGACAUCCCACAGCAUGAGGGUGGUGGGGGCGGGCGGCGGAGGAGGCGCCGCCGCCACGCCGGCGGCGGGCUUUGGCGGCAGCGUGCCGCGCCUGGCGCCGCACCUGGGUCUGAUCGCGCCGCUUCUGAAGCCCUCGACUGUGGUCAGCAUGGGGCUGUUCCGGCGGACGGAUACCGUGGCGGGGAAGAAGGUCCUCAACGUUCGCGCCAUGAUCGGCAUGAUGGCCUCGGAGCAGCUGCUGGGCAAACUGCGGCUGCGGGCGUCCAGCCUGGUGCCGGGGCGGCCGGUGACGGUGUGCCUGCCGCUCAAGGCCGAGCGGUCCGCCCCCCGCCCCUGUGCCACGGUGGCCUGGUGCCGGCUGACACUGCUGCUGAGCCCCGGGCCGCGGGGGCUGGGCGGACUGCUGGGGGCGUACGCGGAGCCGCCCACCUACCCACCCGUGGCGAUGCUACAGGCUGGCGCAGUGGCGGGCGGCGCUCUGAGCCCCACCCUGCCGCGGCUGGACCCCGCCAAGCAGGUGGAUGCGGAGGCGCUCAAGCGGCGGGAGCGGCGGCUGCUGAUCAGGUGGGUGUCCGAGAGCAGCCCGGGGGUGUCCGCCAGCGCGGCUCGCAAGCUGGUGGAGGACGGGCGCACCGAGUUCAACGCGGGGCGCACCACACAGAACUGGCGCCGCAUCGCAAGGUCCCUGGCCGCCACGGAGCCGCUGAAGCGCUUCUGGGACCGCGUGCAGAGCUGGCAGCAGCCGGGGCUCACCCUGGCCGUGGGCGCGGGGGAGCUGGCGCUGCUGGCGUGGCCCUCGCGGGUCAUUGCCGUACUGCUGGUGGUGCUUGCCGUACACCUGCUGCGAGUGCGGGCAGCCAUGUUGCCGGUGACGGAGGAGGAGGAGACGGAAGCGGAGGCGGCGGGGGGUGCUGGGGGAGGCGGUGCAGCCUGGCGUGUGGGUGCAGGCGCGGGCGGCGGUGGUGGUGGCAGUGGGGGUGCUGGCGGAGUGGAGGGCGGCAUGGGGGGAGGGUGCAGGGGAGAGGUGGCAGGGGAGGGCGGGCCGCUGCGGUGGGGCGAGCCGCCUGCCAUGGUGGAGGACAUCGGCUCGGACCCGGAACCCACUCUCUCCACGGGAACGGCGCCCGGCCCUCGCCCCGCCGACGGCGAGGCGCCCACCGGCAGCGCCAGCGGAGAAGCAGCGGCAGCAGCAGGCAACACCGGCCCGCUGCAGCCCGCCGCCUCCGUCGCCUCAACCGCCAGCAGCGCUGCCGUACCCAUACCCCUACCCGGUACCUCGCCCUCCUCCUCCCGAAGCGCCGCCUCCGCAGCAGCAGCAGCGGCUGCCGGCUGGAUCUUUGGCAGCUCACCGCCGGCAGCUGGCGGCGGCUUUGCAAGCGGCGGGGCCGGCGGCGAUUGGGCGGCGGCGCAGCGGGGCACAGCAUCCUCUUCCGCUGUGCCGCCUCCCGCUGCUGCUGCUGCUGCGGCCCCCGUCAUCACCACCCUCGGCGGCUCCGAGGUUCCCAAGGACCCGCUGGCCGCCCUGCGGCAGCAGUACGACCAGUUGGUGUACUUUGGGUUGCGGGUGCAGAACGUGCUGGAUGACCUGGCGGGCGGCAUGGAGCGGCUGCAGGCGGUGCUCAGCUGGCGUGACCCGGUGGCCAGCGGCUGCUGCGUGUGCGGGCUGCUGCUGGCCGCUGCGGGGCUGUGGGCGGUGGGUGUGCGGGUGCUGCUGGGGGCGCUGCUGCUGUACGACCUGCGGCCGCCGAGGUGGCGGGACCCCUGGUUGCCGCCGCCCGUGAAUGCGUUCACGCACCUGCCCACGCGGGCGGACCUCAUGAUGUAGGGGAGCGGGCGGUGGGGGAGAACGGGAGUGGUGGGGCGUCGCAGGGUAGGCAGUGACGUUGUGUGGUGUGGAUUGCAGGAGGGUGAUAGUGAGGGGGGCUGUGAUGGGAAAGGAGAGGGAAGGAAAGGAAGGUUGCUGGGUGGAAAAACGAAAGCAUUAAGAUGGUACGCCUUUAGGACAACCCUUGCGGCGGAAGGAGCUUAAGGAGGGCUUGCUCGGGUAUUUGGGACUGCAAGAAGAGGGUGUGGCAUUUAAGUUCGGAGAGCCCGAAAUUUGUAUCAUAAGUUCAUGACCUGUGUCCUGCAGUAUUCAUGUUGUUUGGUUGCCUCUCGCUUUUAUCCUCUUCCCAAGAUGCCGUACAGAUAGGCUGUAAGAUUACAUGUAGCGUCGGAUUGCAUUGGGUGAAAUGACGUUGAAAUUGCUGCUGCCCUGCUGGCUUUCAUCUGGUCUGGGUUGUUAUGUUGGGUCUGGGCGGGUGCGCUGCUCGCGGACUGUUGCCAGGGCUCCCAGGAGCACCCAGGAAGCUAUGAAGUCGGCGUCGCAUUCACUGCCAUGAAGCUGUUAGGGUAUUGCUAGCAGGAAAGUAUACUGCAGUUGGUGAGAUGGCAACUGCUCGCAUGCUUUUCUGGCCUGGGGUGUGUGAGGUACGGAUCGGGUAUGUUGUUUGCUGCCAUUUGGCUAAAAAGGCAUUCCUGGACACCUCACGGAUUCCGGAGAGAUAAGGCCCACCCAUAAGUUACUCACGUAUAGGUACUUCAGAGAAGGCUGCUGCGUUUCAGUUUUUGGGAAGAGAAUUCUGAAGAAGUAGUCCGAGUGAAAUGGAAGGGUUCAGACGCACCUAGCACAGGUUACAAUAGCAGAUCAUCAUACCAGAUUAGAUCUUUAUAAUUAUACUUGCCC